This is a messenger RNA of Plasmodium coatneyi, 1462 nucleotides long. RefSeq lists its product as uncharacterized. NCBI's taxonomy places the organism in Eukaryota, Apicomplexa, Aconoidasida, Haemosporida, Plasmodiidae. The coding region runs from base 155 to 1462 and encodes 435 amino acids. The record is from RefSeq and is a predicted model, not a curated record. The transcript is spliced from 11 exons.
AUAGUUUUUUUCCACUUCCGUUUUUUCUCUCUUACUCCCUACCCCUGUCAGGGGUACACACAAAAAUGCCUGCAAAUGGAAGGGCUGCUCCUCUAUGGCAUGUCACAGGCAGUUAUUUCUCCCCGUUCUUCCUUUCCCUUCGUUGUAAGUAAAAAUGAAGAAAGAUGAGGCGAACCUUAAAGUAGAAUCAGUAGGAAUAAAACUCAAAAAACAGCCAGCCUGCAAAUCGGGCAGCAAUGUUAACGCUAACAGGCCUCUAAAAGUGUACGGACAGGCUGCAAUCUCCCGAGCGAAAAAGGGAAAGGAUUAUCCCAAGACGUCUACACACAGCCCACUAAAAAGUGAUACCCAAAAUGAUAAAGGCAAAUCCUGCCAUGCGAACAGUGGGGAAACAACAUCAGGAAAAAAAACAGAAGCGAAAAAAGACAACACCAAUGUAUCAUCAAAAUAUCGCGAAUACACAUUAAACAAAACAAAGGGGGAUCACCACCCAAACAAUCAUGUUAACCCAAAUGGUGAAGGGCACAAAAGUACCAAGGGGAACACCACCCACGAAACAAAUUCAAGUGUUAAAGACAAAACACAAAAAAGAAAUGAUCCCCAAUUCAUACAAAUAAAAAGUGAUGAUAAAUACCUUAUCCAUCUUCUGAAGAAAGAAAAUGUACAAAUUCAGUCAGAAAAAUGUGAAGACGAUUCAGUGAAAAAGAGAAAAAAUGUCACCCCCUCUUCCAGUAGCCAAUCCAUGGAAGACAACUCAAGUGACGACUUUCAAUGCGCAGAUAUUAUAGAGCAGUUUAAAAAAAAAAAGAAGCGAGAAUUAGAGGACAGAAAGAAAAAACUAAUAAGGGAAAGAAAAAACAAGUUAAUAAGGAACCCAGUCUACAGGAACGCGGAAACGCAAGUCUUCCUUGACGACUUUACCAAAUAUUACGAGAAAGUAAAGCCCCAGAUUGAGAAGCUCGUUGAAGAUGUCCUAAAUCAAGCGUUAAAAGAGAUCUACGAAGACCAAGAGUUAAGUAAAAUAAUAAGCAAAAUAAACCAUUACGAACAAAUCAGACAGGACAAAUAUCAAUCCCUUAAAAACUACGAACAGAAUAGUGACAUGUUUUACGAACAAACGCAACAUAAAAUAAAAGACAGAAUCCUACUCAAAAAGAAAGUGGAAAUUAUAAUGAAAAAAAAGAUUGCCCAUAGUAAAGCCCAGAAGAACAUGCACUUUAUACUUCAGAAAAACUUGGACCUGUAUUCCCUGAUGGAUUAUUUCCCAAGCGGCUUGGAGAAAAACAUGAACCUAAUCGUGCUCCCAUGGCUGGAGGACUUAAUUCUGUACUUGAUGAGGGUGAAAAAGGAAAUAGUCCACUACAUCAUCGCGGACAUGAUAGAAAAGAGCCUUCUUUCCAGAACGGAGAUACUUGAGGACUAUAAGAGCCACCUUCUUAAAAAAGGACACGAGGAAGAGUAG